UCCAAUAGAGCUUUUAUGUUUUUAUGUGACUUUCUUUUUUUAGUGUCAUAUUGUCCGUUUUCAGAGAAUUGCUUUGAAACCAAUGGGGGGGUCAAUGCUCUCAACACAAAUAGGUACCAGAUCUUCAACACAACAGGAGGGUGUCACGAAACAGUCGUGUAAACAGAACAAAGAUGAAGAAUAGGAAUAAUGGCAUUUAAUUACAAAACUCGGGAGAUCAGACAGGAAACUCACACUGACACAACAUAACAUUGACGAGAACAGACAGAGAAUGAGGGGGAACACGGUAUAAAUACAUGGAGCAAACAAAGGGAACUAAUGAGUAAAUGAAAUGACUAACAACACAGAGACACUAGAUCACAGGGAAACACAAGACACAGCAUACAUGUUACAGUACGCACCCCCCCGAAAAGGCGCGUCCUUGCGCCAUAAAUAGUCCAACUGAGGAGGGAAGGAGGGGGCUCUAGAGGAGGGCGUGGAAAAGACAAACAGCAAAAAUAGUCCAGGUCACUGAAAAUAGUCCAUGGGGGAGUGGAGGGUGGAAGAAGCCAGGAGCAGGAGGAGUCUGGUGGAAAUCCAGUGUCCAGCCUGGAUGAUUCCCCAUGGCAGAGUCAAAGGAGGGGGAGAAGCCAUGGUGUAAAUCUCCUCGACAAGGCCAUGGAGAUGAUGGAUGGAGAUGGAGCCGGUGGAGAAGGAGUCCAGAGCGCAGACAGAGAGCUGAUGGUCAGGCACGACACUGAAGACUUUGGUGGCUGCGACAGAGUUGUGGCGACGAUCCCCCGAGGUGGAACCAGGGUACCGGAGGUCUGAGGUGGAGCCAUUGAGGGCCGAGGCGAAGCAAAAGGGAAGGCGGAGCCAUAGGGGUGGAGAGAUGGAGCGCAGCAAACGGCUUGCAAGUCUGUGACCUAGGAGUGGUGAAGUCCGACUGAGGUGGACGGAACCAGCUGAGACUCAGAAGAACUAACUAUAGCUGGGUGGGAUCAGCGGGGGCAGGGGAUCAUCCUCUUCAAAACAGUCGUCGUUAAAACAACAAAAUAAAUAGUCCAGUGCUAGCUCACCCUCUGUGGUGGGAAUGUGGGUAGGGCUCCACUCAAUUCCCUCAAACUCAACGAGGACUCCCACACCUGGUCAGACGAUUGUCGAGGCGCCGGCUUUGAGGCUCUGGAAAGCUUGGUCCUUUUCAUUGGCUCCGGCUCGUUCCUCGCGGCAGGCUGAAUUCCUCCAUCUGCGGUGGGCUCUGGCUCGUUGUCUCUGCAGCUGGGUGAUGGCAGGCUGGGCUCUGGAUUAGGAGCGGGGCAGGUGAAUACCUCCUUAGCAAGGCUGAUGGUCAAUGGUGAAUCGCAGUUCACCAGCUCCCACUCCACGUACUCAGCGAAAUUCCCCCGAUGACCCACACCAGGCAGGCGUGUCUUCGUUUCCGCGCUGAGGCUUGUGUGGGAAAAGACACUCAGCGCUUCGUCCGGGAAGUUGGUGAGGCACGCCAGAUCUAGAAAUCAUGUAGUGUGGGUCUGCUCCAGUCACAACAGCUGGACUGCCGGUAAGUCCAAGUUUCUGUUUUGGGUCUGUUCUUCUGUCACGAAACAGUCGUGUAAACAGCAUGAAGAUGAAGGAGAAUGGGAAUAAUGGUAUUUAAUUACAAAACUCGGGAGAUCAGACAGGAAACUAACACAACUUAACAUUGACAAGAAUGGACAGAGAAUGAGGGCGAACACAGGGUAAAUUAACAAGGCACAGGUGAAUGAAAUGACUAAUAAACAACAAAGAAACUAGAUCACGGGGAAACCCAAGACACAGCAUACAUCUUACAGAGGGUUAAGUUCAAGUGUUACUGAGUGAGAAUUCCACUGCAUAUGAUUCAGUCCGCAUUUGAAAUGUCCGAAUCAUUCAGACUGAACCUCAAACCGAUUUACACUGCUUUGAUAAACAGACACGCUCUUUUAAAAGAACUGAAGACUAUUAAUUUGCGUAUCAGUCAUCACUGGUUCUGAUUCUAAUCAGAAUAUACAAGACACAUGUUUGAUAUAAUUUUUAGAGAAAUGUUUGCCAAGGAUUUGUCAGUAAAAAUAUUACACAUCAAUAUUGUACUGUGGCAAUACUGUUAAAGCAUCUACCAGCAGGCCAACGUCCAGCCAAACCUUGACCUUAAAAGUCUGUUGUGAAAUAUAACAACCUAUACACAUUUCUUGCUACUGGCUAUAAAAUCACUUCCCUCUACUUUUCUCACAAGGGCAUAAUAUCUAAAUAUCUCAAAUCAAAAAUUACUGGCCAACUUUUGCAGAUGUAGAGUCAUUUUGGUUUGAAAGCAGUGUUUUGGACCUUUACUGUUUGCCUCUAUCUCUGCAGUAUCAGUUUCACUUUUAAUACACAAAACUUUCCAGAAAAAAACUUUCCAGUUCCCAGAAACCAGUUCCCUUACCCUACAAACCAGUAUUUUUAUUUCCUUGAGCAUGUCUAAUGUUUACAGAAUGCGGAAAUUAUUUAAACACUUCAGCUGAAAAAACCUGCAGUGUAACUCAUUGUUGAGCUGCUGUUUGAUCUGAGUUCAUAUGCAGUGAAAUGGCAGAAGCCAGUAUUUCAGUGGAUCAGGACCAGUUCAUGUGUCCAGUGUGUCUGGAUCUACUGAAGAAUCCAGUGACCAUUCCUUGUGGACACAGUUACUGUAUGAGCUGUAUUAGCGGCUGCUGGAAUCAGGAUGAUCAGAAGGGAGUUUACAGAUGCCCUCAGUGCAGACAGACCUUCACUCCAAGACCUGCCUUAUGUAAGAAUGUGGUGUUUGCUGAAAUGGUGGAGAAACUGAAGAAGACUAAUCUCCAAGCUGCUGUUCCUGCUGGAUCUGGAAAUGUGGAGUGUGACGUCUGCACUGGAAGAAAACACAAAGCUGUCAAGUCCUGUCUGGUGUGUCUGGAAUCUUACUGUCAAACUCAUUUUGAACGUCAUGAAGAAUUUCGCUCAGGAAAGCCACACAAAGUGAUCAAUGCAACUGGACGACUCCAGCAGAUGAUCUGUCCUCAACAUGGUAAACAACUGGAAAUCUACUGCCGCACUGACCGGCGCUGUAUUUGUCACUUGUGUAAAAUGGAUGAGCAUAAAUACCACGACACUGUAACAGCUACAGAAGAGAGGACAGAGAAACAGAAACAUCUGGAACAAACACUAAGAAACUUCCAGCAGAGAAUCUGGCAGAGAGAGAAAGAUCUUCAGGAGCUGAGAGAUGUUGUGAAGACUCAUAAGCGCUCUGCACAGAAAGCAGUGGAGGACAGUGAGAGGAUUUUUACUGAACUGAUCCGCUCCAUUGAGAGAAGCCGCUCUGAGUUGACACAACUGAUCAGAGAUCAGGAAAAUGCUGCUGUGAGUCGAGUUGAAGGACUCUUGAAACAACUGGAGCAGGAGAUUGAUGACCUGAGGAGGAGAAACGCUGAGCUGGAGCAGCUUUCACACACAGAUGAUCACAUUCAUUUCCUGCAGAGUAUCGAGUCUUGCUCUGUUCCUCCCAAAACCACUGUUGUGCCCAGAAUCACUACCAGUUCUCACCUCUUAUAUGAUGAUGUGGGAAAAUCUGUCCUUCUGCUAAAAAAUAAACUUGAGGAUUUCUGCAAAGAAGAGAUAAAAAUGAUAUCUGAUAAAGUGACACACAUUGAGAUCAUUUCCACUUCUGAGGAGAGCAUACAAUCGCCACAGUCAUGGUCCUGGGCCACGAUGCCAGGGUCACCAUCCAGUCCAUACCCAAUGCUAGGAUCACCAACCAGUCCCUUCACAAUACCAGAGCCAUGGCCGAGACGCUUUACAAUGCCAGAGUCACAGCCGAGACUCUUGUCAAAAUCAAAGUAUUGGAACUUCCCUAACCCAUGAGUCACAGGCUCUCCACAGCACCAAAGUACUGGCCCAAAUCAUCACUGAGUUUUGCUCACCAAGACAAAGGACAUUUCUUAUGCUGCUCAAUUAUGAUUUUUAACAUAUGAUUUUUGUUUGAAUAAAUACAAAGAAAGUUUACUGGAUGAUAUUUCCUACAAAUAUUCUUGUUAUAACCCUAUUAUUCUUUAGAAUUCUGCGAUCUCUCCACCAUUAGUAUGUAUGUGUGAAUGUAUUAGGAUACUAUCUUUAUAACUUUAUAAAUGUUAGAGAAAAUGUAGUUACCAUUUCUUGAUUCUUUGUCAUUUUUAAAAUAUUAAUUGAAUGAUAUGUUUUUAUCUGUAAUUAUAAAGAUUUGGUAGUGGGGCAGUAUAUUACAACAAUAUUUUAAUUAAUUUUAGCAAAUAAUUGUUUUUGUUUUAAAUUCUGUUUGAAUUUUUGGUCAGUCCAGUUCUUUCUAUUUGGAGAAAUGAUUUGGCUUGUUAUUGAGGUUACUGAAACACACACACACAAAAAAAAUUAAUUUUUUAUUUUAUUAUAGCAUUAUACAAUAAUAAAAACUUUAUCAUUUCCA
Molecule: messenger RNA, 4423 nt
Organism: Ctenopharyngodon idella (grass carp)
Lineage: Eukaryota; Metazoa; Chordata; Actinopteri; Cypriniformes; Xenocyprididae
Product: E3 ubiquitin-protein ligase TRIM47-like
Exons: 6
Coding region: 2557-3849 (430 amino acids)
Molecular function (GO): zinc ion binding
Source: RefSeq, a predicted model, not a curated record